This is a messenger RNA of Paracoccidioides brasiliensis Pb18, 2172 nucleotides long. RefSeq lists its product as uncharacterized. The transcript has 3 exons. Gene Ontology annotation, molecular function: transmembrane monodehydroascorbate reductase activity. Bases 1 to 2172 code for a protein of 723 amino acids. The record is from RefSeq and is a predicted model, not a curated record.
AUGUCUCCUUCUCCGCAACUGGCCCCGCCAGGAUCCAGUACCUACUCGUCAAAUAUCUUAAACGUUGGGGAUGGAACAUGGGACUCCCAGCGGAAUACCUUCCUUUUACCCAAUUUGAUGGGCUUGAACUUUGAGGCUAUGAGGUAUAAUGGCAUGGGGAACAGAUUUCGAGAAAUGGCCGGUUACCAUUCAUUAAUUCGAGCACACGGCGUGCUAGCUGCUAUAACAUUCCUCUGCCUCAUUCCCACCGCCAUAUUGAUGGCCAGAUUCUAUUCUCCAUCGCCUUACUGGGCCCUGAGAUAUCAUAUAUGGCUUCAUAUUCUUUCGUUGUUUUUAUCAACAGUCGUUUUCGCCCUGGGCUGGUUCGCUGUUGGGCCCAGAAGGAGUUUGACAAAUCCACAUCAUGGCAUUGGGUUGGCUAUAUAUGUUAUGAUCAUUGUGCAGACGUUCUGGGGUUGGUUUGUUCAUAAGCGCACAAAGAACAAGCGGUUAUACCAUAUUCCAUUAAAGCUCAUGUUCCAUAAAUGGUUGGGUCGAGGCCUGGCUUUACUUGGGAUUGUCCAAAUCCCCCUUGGACUAACUCUUUACGGAUCGCCAUUGGCACUUUUUGUUCUCUAUGCCCUCGCUAUAUUUACUCUCGUUGUAAUUUAUUUCGUCCUCACCUACCUCCAUGAACGCCGAAUGGGUGCAGACUAUGACAGCCGGGGAAGUUACAUGUCAGGCCCGGAAGUCGUUGAAGAUGGACAUGGUCACAACAACUUAGGCCGUCUUGCGACUGCUGGGGCUGCCGGAGUAGGCCUUGCCAUGCUAGGAAGGCGAAUGAGAAGGCAAUCCGGGAGCGGAACAUCUGUAGAUGAAUCAGACGUAACGCCUCGGCCACACCAUGAAGACGAAAAACAUGAUAACCGGGGGAGAGGAUGGGGGAAACGAUUUGUCCAAAUAGGGGCUUUGGCAGGAGCUGCGGGGUUGGCAAAAAGAUAUUUUGACAAACGCCGUGACCGAGAGAGUGAUACAGAGUCGGGAAGAUAUGAACCUGCUGAUGGACACGGCCAUGGCCAUGGUCAUGGACACCAUGACAGCCUGUACGAUGAUUCUUUAAUCCACACAGAGGAAGGAAGACCACCACCCAGCCAUCCACGGCCAUACGACAGACCUCCUGGCCGCCUGCCAAGCCCGGAAUACACGGACAGCGGGUACAUGUAUGGCAGCGAAUCGCACCAUGGAGCCAGGAACGCUCUUUUCGGCGCUGGUGCAUUUGCUGCAUUGAGAGGACUAUUCAAGAGCAGGGAGAGAAGAGAACAGGACCGUGUCCACGAACUGCGACGGCAGGAUAUUGAAAAUGAGCGAAGGGCAAGACAGAGCGUGAAUCACCGGAGAUAUACGGGAGAUGGCCAGCCACCCCGCAGAACAGGGCGGAGAGGUUCAUUUAGCACAGAGAUGACAGAAAGCACAGAUCCGCACGUCGCGCCACCACCGGACGAUAUCCGUCCCAUCCCACCCAGCCACCAAACCACCCCAGGACCCGACACUGCCACUUCAAUGUGCGGAAGACGCCCCACAGGUGCGGCAGCUGCAGUAACAGCCAACUCCAGCCGUCGCCGCCGCAGCGGUGGCGGUCGCGAGCACUCCGUCGACUCCGAACCCGUCUCCAUUAACGUCAAAUUCCACAACGAUCAGGGACGUCGAGUGACUCUGCGUCGUCUGACCCCCGGGGAAGCUGCUGCGUCAAGAAGGGCGAAGAGGAAAGAUCCCGGUCAAACUAGUCGACGGCGACAUGGGAGUGUCAGUGAGCUGUCGGGGCAUGAGGGUGGGGAUGACCAUUGGCGACGUGUCGAGGAGCAAGAACGCAGGCAGCAGGAGGAGUUGGCUUCUGCGGCGACGGCGGGUAUGGAUGCUGGUGUUGGUGCAGCGACUGUCCCACCGCCAACCAUGGCUCCGGAUGAUGGACUGCCUCCAACACCGACGCAAAUGUAUCCGCCCCUUGCACCGCAGAGCGUGCUUUCUGGUCCAUUGCCGCCUCCCUUACCUAUCCCCGCUGCGGCGUCUAGUUACAUUAAUUCACCCCCGCCUGGUAGUACUGAUAUGAGCAGUCAUGCUAGUAAGAGGGAGCGGAGGAGGGCGGAGAGGAGGACGGUGUCGAGGCAGGGGAGGCACAAUGUUGAAUUUACUUGA